Messenger RNA from Thermothelomyces thermophilus ATCC 42464, 1695 nucleotides. RefSeq lists its product as uncharacterized. Gene Ontology annotation, cellular component: Swr1 complex. The transcript is spliced from 2 exons. Bases 98 to 1435 code for a protein of 445 amino acids. Gene Ontology annotation, molecular function: nucleosome binding. The record is from RefSeq and is a predicted model, not a curated record. Lineage: Eukaryota; Fungi; Ascomycota; Sordariomycetes; Sordariales; Chaetomiaceae.
UGCAUCGCUGCUGCGGCCCCACCACUCAAUCCAGAGAAACGCCGGCAGUCUGAAAAGUACUGUACCCCCAGCCUUCGCCGUGUGAAGCCUCCAUGCCAUGGUAGGGAGCCGGAAAUCGCGAGCCUCGGGCCCGCCACCGCCAUCGGCGACCCUUGUGCUCGACAAUGGAGCCGACACAAUCAAGGCUGGGAUCGUGUCUGGUGACAAGAUUAGUUCGCCGCGGAUCGUUCCCAACUGCAUCGCGCGAGACCGUCACAAGAAGACCUAUGUCGGAUCCGAGCUGGAAAAGUGCAGAGACUUUGGCGAGGUAGCAUUUCGGCGCCCGGUGGAAAAGGGGUAUAUCGUGAGCUGGGAGGCGCAAAAGGAGAUAUGGGACCGCGAGUUCUUUGACGACAAGGCGCCCCAGCGUUGCGACCCUUCCGACACCCGGUUGGUCCUCGCCGAGCAGCCGAACAGCCUUCCAGCACUCCAGACAAACUGCGACCAGAUGGUAUUCGAGGAGUUUGGGUUUGCUAGCUACUAUCGUGGCAUUGGCCCCGCGUUUAAUGCCUACCAAGACAUCCAAGCGAUCUUCCACACGCCGCGGACGCCGGAAACCCCGGUGGACGUACCGGCCGAAGUCUUGCUCGUGAUCGACUCCGGAUAUUCACACACAACUGUUACUCCCGUCGUUCAAGGGAGACCGUUACAGCAGGCCAUCCGGAGGCUGGACGUUGGUGGAAAGCUGAUGACCAACUACCUCACCCGCCUGCUAUCCGUCCGCCAUUUUGACAUGCGGAACGAGACUUACAUCGUGAACGAGAUGAAGGAGGCUGUGUGCUACGUUUCCCUGGAUUUCAAGGGCGACCUCGAGAAGACGUGGAAGGGAACGCGCGGCGAGCGGCGGGAGGACUACCUGAGCGGUGCCGGCAUCGCAAAAGAUUACGUCCUCCCGGAUUCCCACACCACCUUCCACGGAAUCGUUAGGGAUUACGAGCCGGGCGUUUCCGCCCGCGCCCGCAAGGCCGCGGUGUCAACCGAGGACGUUCUGACCUUGCGUAACGAGCGUUUUGUUGUCCCCGAGUUAUUGUUCAACCCUCCCGACAUUGGAUUGCGGCAACCCGGGCUGGCAGAUGUGGUGAUGCAGUCGCUGUCAGUGCUGCCGAUCGGUUUGUGGCCGGGGUUGCUCGCCAACAUUGUGGUGGUUGGGGGGAACGCCAGGUUCGAGAACUUCAUCCAGCGGCUGCAGAUGGAACUGCUACAACGCGUCCCGGAUGAGUGUGUCGUUCGAGUUGCGCGCCCGGAGGACCCUGUCGUCAGUACCUGGCUGGGAGCGGCCAACUUCGCCAGACACGAGCAUGUCGAAAGGCUAGCCGUUACCAAACAGGAGUACGAGGAGCAUGGGGCCGGAUGGGUUGCCCGAAAGUUCGCCGGCGGUCUUGGGGUGGACACAUGACGCUGCAAAGCACGAAGCCUGCUCGCAGCUCCUCCCCCUUCUAUGGAUGCACCCAUCACUGAGAGCUCCGGGAUCUGACCCUGCCAGAGAAGACUUCGCCUUGUGCUAGCUGACAGUUAUUGGCCGAUGACUAUGGCUGCUGUCUCCUUCAUGCUUCGUUCAGCAAAAAAAUACCUCCUGGUCGAUGACAUGCUUGGCAGGGGCAAAAGCGUCUCUACGCCAGCGAUUCCCCAGGCUCUAACGCCCUGAUUUGGCGAUCU